This is a messenger RNA of Suillus bovinus, 564 nucleotides long. RefSeq lists its product as uncharacterized. The record is from RefSeq and is a predicted model, not a curated record. The transcript has 2 exons. Bases 1 to 564 code for a protein of 187 amino acids. NCBI's taxonomy places the organism in Eukaryota, Fungi, Basidiomycota, Agaricomycetes, Boletales, Suillaceae.
AUGUCCAAAGCCCCACCGUGCCGCACAGUGCCCGGUCUUCUCUUCUUCACUCCCACAGCUCUCUUUGCCGCCGGCCGAUUCUUCCCGUCCUCUUUCAUCUACCAACCUCAUCCAUAUGAUCGUACUCUUGUCCUUGAUCACCGUCGUCCCACUAGCAUUUUAUUCUCCCCUUCUCACAUACCUUCACUCUCCAAGUAUGGCUAUCGAACGACAAAGGAACAAUCCGCUCUCACACCUUUCUCUUCCACCACUCGUGAGCAGCCAGGUGGCCCACCUUCAUCGUCACUCGGGCGGAACAAGUCCCAUUUCAUAUUCUGGAACGUUCAGCCAUUUCCAGCGCACAAAAUGACUUCCCCUCACACGUCCGACGAUCUCCGCCCUCUUUUAUCGUCGCCACCGUCAGGGCACCCUAAUAUCUCCUAUGGGACUCCGAUCCUACAUAACGUCAGUUACUCGCCACGGGGCCUUAACCAUACGACCCUUCAAGCCCCACCCAUCCGUAAGUCAUUCCUACCAAAUAAUCGUCCCUUGGGAAACUCGCUACCAAAAGCAGUCUUCGACUGA